Molecule: messenger RNA, 1673 nt
Organism: Syngnathus acus (greater pipefish)
Lineage: Eukaryota; Metazoa; Chordata; Actinopteri; Syngnathiformes; Syngnathidae
Gene: tbc1d13
Product: TBC1 domain family, member 13
Exons: 12
Coding region: 131-1333 (400 amino acids)
Biological process (GO): activation of GTPase activity; intracellular protein transport
Molecular function (GO): GTPase activator activity
Source: RefSeq, a predicted model, not a curated record
GCGCGAACACGAAGACCACGGUGCGUGGACAGUGCACUGGUGUUGUGAAGACGGAAGUGACAGGACGACUUCCCUCAGGCAAACACAUUUUUGGAAAUAGCUGCAUGAAAAGAUCGACGCUUGCCCAGAUAUGUCAGUUGCAUACAAAAACAGAAUACAGGAUUUUAAAGUAACUUUGACGGAAGAAAACAUAAACCUGAAAACACUAAGAGAGCUGUGCUUCAAUGGAAUUCCAUUUGAAGGAGGCAUUCGGGCACUUUGCUGGAAGAUCCUUCUUAAUUACCUUCCUCUUGAUCAAACACGAUGGGACUCAUUCCUCAAAAAGGAAAGGGAAGUUUAUUCGCAGUUUCUGAAAGAAAUGAUUAUCCAACCCGGCAUUGCUAAAGCCAACCUGGGUCUCUCUCGAGAAGAUGUUACAAUGGAAGACCAUCCUCUAAAUCCAAAUCCAGAGAGCAGGUGGAACACAUACUUCAAAGAUAAUGAAAUCCUACUUCAAAUUGAUAAGGAUGUAAGGAGGUUGUAUCCAGACAUGGCCUUCUUUCAGCGUCCUACGGACUACCCUUGCCAACUUAUCCUGGACCCUCAAAAUGAUUAUGAGACAUUGCGUCGGCGAGUGGAACAAACUACGCUGAAAGCACAAACUGUAAAUCGCAACCGCAGUGGAGUAACCAAUGUCAGCUCCCCUGGAAAGUCUUUGAAUUUGUACCCAUCUAAUGAAUACGAGGUGUUGCCCAAUGGGAGUGAAGCUCACUGGGAAGUGGUGGAGCGCAUCCUCUUCAUCUAUGCCAAACUCAAUCCUGGAAUUGCUUACGUCCAGGGCAUGAAUGAAAUUGUUGGUCCAAUUUACUAUACCUUUGCCACAGACCCCAACAGCCAAUGGAAAGAGCACGCAGAAGCGGAUACUUUCUUCUGUUUCACCAACCUAAUGUCAGAGAACAGAGAUAAUUUCAUCAAGAGCCUGGAUGAUUCCCAGUGUGGCAUAACAUACAAGAUGGAGAGUGUGUAUUCAAUGCUCAAAGAAAAAGACCAGGAGCUCUAUUUCAAGCUGCUAGAGCAGAACAUCAAGCCUCAGUACUUCACCUUCCGCUGGCUGACCCUGUUGUUAUCGCAGGAGUUCCUCCUACCAGAUGUCAUCCGCAUUUGGGACACUCUGUUUUCUGACCAGGACCGCUUCUACUUCCUCAUCCUGGUCUGCUGUGCCAUGCUCAUACUGAUCCGGGAUAACCUUCUGGCCGGAGACUUCACAGUGAAUAUGAGAUUACUACAGGAUUACCCUAUCUCAGAUGUCCAUACCAUUCUGACUAAGGCCAAAGAGCUCCAAGACAACUCGUAACCUGUUCACCCUUCCAGUGGCUGCUUCCUGUCAGAUUAAGUCAGUGGAAGCCAAAACAACAACAAAACAUUUUCAGUUAUACUUAAAGGACCUCAACGCAUAUGUUGUGUGGAAGAAAAAAACUGCAUAUUGCCUUUUAACUGGAUGACUGCUCUUGUGGUCAGAGGUGACUGCUAAGAAAACAACAAAGCAACCAUCAUUGUGGUGAGGAGGAAAUGCAUCUCAGUGCAUGAUGGGGAACAGGUCCCUGUGGUCAUCCUCCAUUCUCAGCCAUCUCUCCCAUGGAGACUUGUUACCCUGACCAAGUUAGCAUCUGGAGCAGUGGGAGGCAUAUGACAUC